ACUUCACACACAUCUUCUUUCUGAAGCACCAGAAGUCAUGGUCUUGAUCAGUGUCGCUGCCCUUUUGCUAUUGGCUGGGCUGAGCAGAGGGAAGGAUUUCCCCUUCAAGGACCCAACCUUGCCUUGGGAGAAGCGAGUGGAUGACCUGGUGAACAGGCUGACGCUGGAAGAGAUGGUCUUGCAGAUGUCCCGAGGGGGUUCCAAGAACAACGGGCCAGCACCCCCCAUUGAGCGGCUAGGCAUUGGGCCCUACAGCUGGAUCACAGAGUGUCUGCACGGAGAUGGGCUUGCUCCUGGUUGGGCAACUGCCUUCCCCCAGGCCUUGGGCUUGGCUGCAUCCUUCAGCCCUGAACUCAUCCAUCGUGUGGCCAAUGCAACAGCCACAGAAGUUCGAGCCAAACAUAAUCAUUUUGUCUCCCUUGGUUACUAUGGAGACCAUACAGGCCUCAGCUGCUUCAGCCCCGUAUUAAACAUCAUGAGGCAUCCACUGUGGGGCAGGAACCAGGAAACCUAUGGAGAGGAUCCAUUCCUGACUUCCCAGCUGGCUGUAGCUUUUGUAACUGGAUUGCAGGGCAAUCAUCCCCGCUACGUCAAGGCCAGUGCUGGAUGCAAACACUUUGAUGUCCAUGGGGGCCCAGAGAACAUCCCUGUAUCUCGUCUUCAUUUUAAUGCUAAGGUGGCAGAACGUGACUGGCGCAUGACCUUUUUGCCCCAAUUUGAGGCAUGUGCGCGUGCCGGAACAUUUAGCUUCAUGUGCAGCUACAACAGGAUUAACGGAAUUCCAGCCUGUGCUAACAAGAAGCUUUUGACGGACAUCCUGCGCAAAGAAUGGGGCUUCAAUGGGUAUGUGGUGAGCGAUGAGGGAGCUGUGGAGCUGAUAAUGUUUGGACAUCUCUACACCACCAGCUUCCUAGAGACUGCCAUAGUUUCCGUGAAUGCUGGAUGUAAUCUGGAAGUAUCCUAUGGGUUGAGGAACAAUGUGUUCACUCACAUAGCUAAGGCUGUUGCCAAAGGGAACAUAUCCUUGGAGACGAUCAAAGACCGCAUCCGCCCACUCUUUCUCACCCGGAUGCGUCUGGGUGAGUUUGACCCGCCAGCUAUGAACCCCUACAAUGCUCUGGGUCUUAAGGACGUUCAGACCAAGGCCCACCACCAAUUGGCUGUUGAUGCUGCCAUCCAAUCCUUCGUACUGCUAAAAAACAACCAUGGGACUCUGCCCCUUAACGCCAAGGAAAUCUUUGGAAAGAAGGUUGCGGUGGUUGGCCCUUUUGCAGACAACCAAAUGAUUCUCUUUGGGGACUAUGCUCCGGUUCCGGAACCCCAGUACAUUCAUACCCCAAGGAAAGGUCUGGCAAUGAUCUCGGCUCAUGUCAACUUUGCUGCUGGAUGUGCCUUCCCCAUAUGUGACCACUACUCCCUUGCUGAGGUGAAGUCCGCAGUUGAGGGAGCAGACAUUGUGGUGGUGUGCUUAGGCACAGGAAUUGAUCUGGAGAUGGAAGCCAAUGACCGGACGGACUUGGCGCUGCCUGGGCACCAGCUACAACUUUUGCAAGAUGCCGUGGCCUUAGCUAAUGGCCGUCCAGUUAUUCUGCUCCUGUUCAACGCAUGCCCACUUGAUAUUAGCUGGGCCAAGUCUCAUGAUGGCGUCUCCGCCAUCUUGGCCUGUUUUUUUCCUGCACAGGCUACUGGCCUGGCUAUUGCCAAGGUGCUGGUAGGAGCAGAAGGCGCCAGCCCAGCUGGCAGACUCCCCGCCACAUGGCCAGCAGGUAUGCACCAGGUUCCCCCUAUUGAAAACUACACAAUGGCAGGCCGGACUUAUCGCUAUUAUGGAGACGAGGCUCCGCUCUACCCCUUUGGCUAUGGGCUCUCCUUUACCACCUUCCGCUACAGUGAUCUGGUCACAGGUGCCGACGUUGUGCCCGUUUGCAGCAACCUCAGUGUGUCUGUGGUAGUGGAGAAUGUUGGCACCAGAGAUGGCAGCGAGGUGGUACAGCUGUACCUUCGCUGGGGAAAUGCGUCCAUUCCAGUGCCACGCUGGCAGCUGGUUGGUUUCCGCCGGGUGGCCGUACCAGUGGGUCAUGCAGUGAAGGUGCCAUUCCAGUUGUCUUACCAACAGAGAGCAGUGUGGUUAGGGGAGUGGCUAGUGGAGCCUGGCAGCUUCACUCUGUUUGCCGGUGGGCAGCAGCCCUUCCAGGAGACUCAUGCCCCUUCUAACAUCCUUCAAGCUGGUUUUGCUGUCACUGGGAGGGCUCAGGGAACCAGCCAGUGCUAGGAACUGGAACUGAGGAGGAGCACUCUGUUGGGUAGUUCAUCUGGCCAGCAAAUACGUCCAAAACAAAUUUUCAGAUAAAGCAAAGCACAGAAAUACCUUGGCAUGCGAAGAAGCAGAUAUACUGUAAAACAUUACGAAUUUCAGGUCUUGGUUGUUCAGGCUUGCUUUUUUUGCCAAGUGAGCAGCAUGGAAAUUGGCAGUUUUGGUCUCGGUGGGUUCCAGAAGCCAUUGAAUUGGGAUCCUGGCAGCUGACGGGAAAGAAGAAUUAAGAAGAAUGAUUAAAGCCUUUUUUCCAACAUAAGAAAUAGUCACACCUAGGUUUUUAGGAGGUUUUUUUUGCUCCUUGUGCCUUUGAUUACUUUCAAUAAAACUGAAUUUGAAAUAAA
Heteronotia binoei (common prickly gecko) is the source of this 2658-nucleotide messenger RNA. RefSeq lists its product as uncharacterized. Lineage: Eukaryota; Metazoa; Chordata; Lepidosauria; Squamata; Gekkonidae. The transcript has 14 exons. Gene Ontology annotation, cellular component: plant-type cell wall. The record is from RefSeq and is a predicted model, not a curated record. Gene Ontology annotation, biological process: arabinan catabolic process; xylan catabolic process. Bases 38 to 2272 code for a protein of 744 amino acids. Gene Ontology annotation, molecular function: alpha-L-arabinofuranosidase activity; xylan 1,4-beta-xylosidase activity.